Molecule: messenger RNA, 2891 nt
Organism: Stegostoma tigrinum
Lineage: Eukaryota; Metazoa; Chordata; Chondrichthyes; Orectolobiformes; Stegostomatidae
Gene: npas4a
Product: neuronal PAS domain protein 4a
Exons: 8
Coding region: 119-2323 (734 amino acids)
Biological process (GO): regulation of transcription by RNA polymerase II
Molecular function (GO): DNA-binding transcription factor activity, RNA polymerase II-specific; RNA polymerase II transcription regulatory region sequence-specific DNA binding; protein dimerization activity
Source: RefSeq, a predicted model, not a curated record
GCAGCUUGCAGGUCUGGUCCCGAAGCUGACUCCUUCCACCAGAGAGAGACACAGAGAGAGAGAGAGAGAGAGAGGAGACCCAGGGAGAGACGGAGAGGAGACCGAGACACCUAGUAAGAUGUACAGAUCCACCAAGGGGGCUUCCAAAGCCAGGAGGGAUCAGAUCAACGCCGAGAUCCGGAAUCUAAAGGAGCUGUUACCUAUUUCAGAGAGCGACAAGUCCCGACUCUCCUAUUUACACAUCAUGUCUCUGGCUUGCAUCUACACCAGGAAAUCUGUCUUCUUUGGCCCAGAAGGGGCUUUGGAAGGAAGCGUCCCCCUGAUCUCUUCCCCAGAACUGGCCGACUUUGUGCAGUCUCUCCCUGGUUUUCUCAUCGCCCUGAGCAGCGACGGCAAACUCAUCUACGUCUCGGAGAAUGUGUCCGAGCAUCUGGGACAUUCGCUGGUGGAUCUGGUCUCCCAAGGCGACAGUAUUUACGAUAUAACCGACUCUCUGGACCAUUUGGUGUUAAGCAGCAAUCUGGCGUUUGUGUCCGCCACUGAGAACGAGCGCCUGUUCCGCUGUCGCUUUAACACCUCCCGCUCGGUGAGGAGACACAGCGCUGGCAAUAAGCUGGUGUUGAUCAGGGGCCGCUAUCACCAGCCUCCGCCCGGCACCUACUGGGCCUCCAAGCCGGUCUUCAUCGGCUUCUGCACCCCCCUGGACACCAGGCCCCGGCACUUCAGUAACCAACUCUUCCUCGCCUCGUUUGAGAGCCAGCACUCCAAAGACAUGGUCUUCAACCAGCUCUCCGACAGUGUUGGUUAUUACCUGGGUUACCAGAAGACUGAGCUCAUCGGCACAUCCUGGUAUAAUCUCCUGCAUCCUCAUGAUCUCUCCCAUGCCUCUGCUCAGCACUACCGCUUUUUGAGUGGAGGAAGUGAAUCUAGAGUGGAGAUGGUUAUCCGGCUUCAGUCUAAGGAUGGCCAGUGGAUCUGGGUCUACGUCGUGGUGCAAAUCGAAUGUGCUGAGGUGCCAGUCCUUUGCUGCAACUACACUGUCAGUGAAUCAGAAGCGUGGUGCCUUCGUCAGCAGUUAAUAGAUGAGCAAGAGGAAAGCCUCCUGUUUCCGUGCUCUGUACCGGCCCAUUUAUCUCAGCAAGAGAGCACUCAGUCCCCCAACUACCUGUCCAGCCCGGACACUGUCUUUACUCCAUUGACCAGCACUCCAACCAGCGGUGUCUCUGCCCAGUCCUUCGACUUCAGUGGGAUCUGUGGCCUGGACUUUGCCGAGGUGCCCGGGCAGGCAGGAGGGGAGGAGGAUGCCGAGCUAUUUCACCGUGGGGGGCUUCUCCCCGCGCUGCCUCAGGAGAAGAAGGAGGCAGGCCCCCGGGGCACCGACAGGACCAGCAAGCUCCCCGAGCUGUCCUUUAGUGACUGUACAUUCACCUCCCACUCGCCCACUCCCCCCUGCACCCCCCAGCUGCUGGGAGCCGCCUUUGCCUUUGGGGGGCAGGAGCCAUUUGGCCCGAGUGCCGCCAGCGAGCUCUACUAUCCCCUCGAGCCCUGUGCCUCGCUGUAUGAGCGGCUGCCCCCUUCCCCUGACAGCCCAGGCCACGGGGGCUGCACCGUGAUGGGGCUGCCCCAGGUGCCCGCUCCCCUCUACAUCCACGUGCCCAGUACCCCCGAAGGGAUCCUCACCCCCGAGGCCUCACCCAUCAAGUUGCCCGCCAGCCGCUACUUUGGCUACUUUGCGGAGGGCACCGCACGGACUGACAUCGAAGCCCUGGUCAAACAGCUCGGAUGCCAACUGGCUGGGCAAGAGAGCCAACGUGGCACAGUAACCCUCGGGAUGGCCCAGCAACAGGAUCCAGCCAUUGGUGAGACCUGCCAGUCCCAGAGCCCCUCAGAGAACGCCAGCACGGACCAACAAGCCCCCAAGCUGUGGAGGAGCAUGGACUUCUCUGCCAUCAGCUUUGGCCAGGAAAGCGGCGAGGAUGAAGAUGUCAUUGAGAACAUUCUGAAAGACCUGAGCGCUUCCUCAAUGGUGGGAGGCACUGCAGCCCCUAGUCCCCAGCAAGUGGGGAUGGGGAUAUGCCCAUCUCCCACCCCGGUGGGAAACAGCCAAGCCGUAUCGGACUGCAAUCCAGACUCUCGCUCUGCCACCGACCUGUCUGCAGAAGAGCAAACCUUCCUUGAAGAGUUGACUUCAUAUGAAAAUGUAUUUGAGACUCUUGUCUCAAGGUCCCCCUGUGAUGGGUUUAUCGAUGAGUUGCAUCAACUCCAAAGUCACCCCCAUGAGUACUUCCACCAAGAUGGAAAUGGAAGUGAAUCUUCAUUCUGAAAUAAGUCUAUGACUUACUUCAUCAAGUAUGGCAUAUUGUCAUAUUUUGUGAAGCAAUGACAAUCAAAGAUAUCACUUUGAAACUAAGGACACUUGUUCAAAAGCUCUUAAUUCUCUCCUUACAACGCACUGCAUGGGGUUUGGGGAGGGGGGUGUUUAAUUGUAUUUUGAAGAAAAACCUUCCUUUUUGUAACAUGACUGCACUUCAAUCACGUCUGGGGCACAAGCUGUCACUAUAAUGAUUUAAACUUGAAGUAGACCUGUGUUGCUAUGGAAGAGGAUAUUGUAAGACAUACUUACAGAUGUAACUGUAUCACUUGUAGUGACUAACCAAAUCGUAAGAAAGAAACAGAUAUUAUUACUUUUCUCGAAAUGAUAACUGUACAAAUGACACAUUCUGAAUGUAUUAUUCACGUGUCAUCAGAGCUAAUGUAGAACUCUCUACAAUUAAGUAUAAGGAUUGAAUCCUGUUUAAGUUCUUGUAUUUCCUCACAGAGAUAUUUCUAUGUUUGUACAUAGAUUAAUGGAGAUUUAUUAACAAAUGCAAGCAUUUUUUAUAUAAUCUCAA